Daphnia pulicaria is the source of this 679-nucleotide messenger RNA. Its product is annotated as cuticle protein 8-like. Gene Ontology annotation, cellular component: extracellular matrix. NCBI's taxonomy places the organism in Eukaryota, Metazoa, Arthropoda, Branchiopoda, Diplostraca, Daphniidae. The transcript has 3 exons. The record is from RefSeq and is a predicted model, not a curated record. Bases 16 to 552 code for a protein of 178 amino acids.
GUUUCCACAAUCAAUAUGAAGGUUUUCGUUUUCGCUGCUUUGGUCGCCGUUGUUGCCGCAGGAGGUUACCACCAGACCCCUGUGUACAAACAAGAAAAACCCUACGUGAGCCCGCCCGCUCUAUACUAUCCUCCUUCCAACUACAAGGACAACAAACCCGCAUACCAACCGGAAUAUAACAAACCAGCCGAGUACGCCCAAAAAAGCUAUGACGUCCCGACACCGUACAAUUUUAACUGGGCCGUAAAGGACGACUACGCUUACAACAACUUUGGCCAGCACGAGUCCAGCGAUGGCUAUGGUCACGUGUCCGGCUCUUACCACACUCUCCUGCCCGAUGGCCGCACUCAGAUCGUCACCUACAAGGCCGAUGACUACGGAUACGUCGCCGAUGUCAAAUACGACGGAUAUGCCAAGUACCCCGAGUACAAAGCUGCCGAUUCCUAUCACAAAGGUCCUUCUUAUUCCGCUCCAAAAUACGAUGCCCCUAAAUACGCUGCCCCCAAAUACGAACCUAAUUACGAACCCAAGUACGCUGCCCCCAAAUACUAAUGACGUGCCCAUGCAGACUGCAGUAUAUUACCCAUAUUUUAUAUUAAUUAUUUGAGAAUUUGGACAAAUAUAAUAAUUCAUAAGCACUCAACGAUUUUCCCUUUAAGAGUUUGCUGAAUUUCAUCAA